Molecule: messenger RNA, 939 nt
Organism: Arctia plantaginis
Lineage: Eukaryota; Metazoa; Arthropoda; Insecta; Lepidoptera; Erebidae
Source: the annotation of a GenBank genome assembly
AUGAUGACAAUAAGCGAAAGCCAGUUCUCUUCGAACAAAAUGUCCAGCAUCCACACCAUCAACGACAGGGUUGUCCACAGAGACAGCUUCGAUGACACGAAGAGCUCCUCAAGCGUCAACAGCACUCUCAUCACCAAGAGAGGUUUCAAACCCUCAGACAUGUACGACCCUCAGAAGAAGGAAUUCCUCACGAACCUCAGUUAUAAGUUAUUCCCUAAUGAUGGAGACUUGCCCCAAGAACCUGAGCUGGCUUUGGCGCCACCGGAAGGUCUCCCUGAGGAUAUGGAGAACAAGCCGGUAAUCGUCGGCGACAAGGAGGUGGAUCUUAACAAGAUCUUCACGCCAGCACCUGAUGCUGAAGAGCAUAUUAUAAAGAAGGAUCGCAAGUUCGAGAAAACAUUUGCGUCAUCAGCGUUCUACGUGCCAGGAGUACAUCCGACGGUGAAGGAACAGAUGGACUUGGCCAGAUCGAUCUCCAAGUCCUUGAGCGACUCCAGCAACCACAUGAGCAGGGGCCAGAGCAUGUAUGUGAACAGAAAGAAGAGAUCUGUCAAAUGGGUGCACGAAGGAAGAGGUCGAAACACAUCGAACGCAUGUUCCACACCGACACCGGUAGCAAACCACGACACGCCGUACAGACCGCCAUCUAGUCUUCGCAACCAGAAAACUUACCCCAAGUCCGCGCUUAAACACACCACGAACCUGCCAAAAAUGGAGCCAUUCCCCGUAUCAGCACCUACUAUUAACGUACAAAACAUGGAUAUACCACUAUCCCUAGCUCCUACGAAGUUGAAUGAUGUUUAUGCUUCGCCAAAAAGCCCGCGUUUGCCUCUAGUUUGUGGGCCUAAUUUCAACGUAGCGCCACGCGGUUGGGGCGAAAUGAAAGACUAUUAUCGACCAGUCGUACUAGAUGUCGCUGGCUCCUACACAGAUUUUUAA